This is a messenger RNA of Lodderomyces margitis, 222 nucleotides long. RefSeq names its product ubiquitin-like protein. Gene Ontology annotation, molecular function: protein binding; protein tag activity. The record is from RefSeq and is a predicted model, not a curated record. The coding region runs from base 1 to 222 and encodes 73 amino acids. Gene Ontology annotation, cellular component: nucleus; cytoplasm. Gene Ontology annotation, biological process: protein modification process; mRNA splicing, via spliceosome. The transcript has a single exon. NCBI's taxonomy places the organism in Eukaryota, Fungi, Ascomycota, Pichiomycetes, Serinales, Debaryomycetaceae.
AUGAUUGAAGUUCAAGCAAACGACAGACUAGGUAAAAAGAUUAAGGUCAAGUGUUUGCCAACAGAUUCAAUUGGUGACUUGAAAAAAGUGCUUGGAGCACAGAUUGGAACUCCGUACGAAAAGAUCAUAUUAAGAAAAGGACAUCAAAUCUACAAGGACCACAUUUCAUUAGAUGACUACGAGAUACACGAUGGAUUCAACUUUGAAUUGUAUUACGGGUAA